CAGGAGGCGACAUGGCUGAGACCGCUCCCGUCGCUGCGCCUGAGGUCGCCGCCGCUCCUCCGGCUCCGGCCAAGGCAACCCCUGCCAAGAAGCCGAAGAAGGCGGCGGGCGGCUCCAAGGCGCGCAAGCCCGCGGGCCCCAGCGUCACGGAGCUGAUUACCAAGGCCGUGUCUGCUUCCAAGGAGCGCAAGGGGCUCUCCCUCGCCGCGCUCAAGAAGGCGCUGGCUGCUGGUGGAUACGAUGUGGAAAAGAGCAACAGCCGCAUCAAGUUGGGGCUCAAGAGCCUUGUCAGUAAAGGCACGCUGGUGCAGACCAAGGGCACCGGCGCCUCCGGCUCCUUCCGCCUCAGCAAGAAGCCCGGCGAAGUGAAGGAGAAGGCGCCUAAGAAGCGGGCAGCCGCGGCCAAACCCAAGAAGCCGGCGGCCAAGAAGCCAGCGGCCAAGAAGCCCGCUAGCGCAGCCAAGAAGGCGGCGGUGAAGAAGAGCCCCAAGAAAGCCAAGAAGCCGGCGGCCGCCGCCACUAAGAAGGCAGCCAAGAGCCCCAAGAAGGCGACCAAGGCUGCCAAGCCCAAAAAGGCAGUGGCAGCGAAGAGCCCGGCCAAGGCAAAGGCGGUGAAGCCCAAAGCUGCUAAGCCCAAGGUUGCCAAACCUAAAGCGGCUAAAGCAAAGAAGGCGGCGCCCAAGAAGAAGUAAACGGUCCUGAAAAACUCCCGUCUGCCUUGCAGACAACCCCCAACGGCUCUUUUAAGAGCCAC
Oxyura jamaicensis (ruddy duck) is the source of this 754-nucleotide messenger RNA. Its product is annotated as histone H1.03. The record is from RefSeq and is a predicted model, not a curated record. Bases 12 to 692 code for a protein of 226 amino acids. Gene Ontology annotation, cellular component: nucleosome. Gene Ontology annotation, molecular function: DNA binding; structural constituent of chromatin. Gene Ontology annotation, biological process: nucleosome assembly. The transcript has a single exon. Lineage: Eukaryota; Metazoa; Chordata; Aves; Anseriformes; Anatidae.